AUGCGAACGACAACGGACCCAGGAAUUGUACAGGCCGAUUCAUAUAAUCUGCCCGAAGUAACAUGCGAAAUGAUAGAUAUAUAUUACGAAGAAAUUGCUGAGUAUUUUAUUGCUGGGGUGCGGAACGUGAAAGCUCAGAGAGCUACUCGAGAAUCUUACGGAGACGUUGCUGUAGGGUAUGUCCAGUUGAAAAGGGAUCAUCCCCAGUGCAUUGUAAAAGCUCGAAUCACGCCAGAACAUAAAAUUCGAAAACAAAGCUAUUUGGUUAGUGUGUGCAUUGAUGAAGAAUGCCAUAAAGUAAUUGAUGUGAAAUGUAAUGACUGCGAAGCGAGCGAAGGGGGCUGCAAGCAUGGAAUAGCGCUGAUUUUUUGGUUAUUGAGGAGACAUUUACAUCCGUCAGUAACCUCAACCGUCUGUUACUGGAAGAAGUCAUCGUUAGCAAAACUGGGGGAUUUGAAGCCAACAACAACUUUCAAUAUUUUUAAAUAUAAAUGUCCGCCAUUACGGUCAAAAACAACAGCAUUUCUGGAUAAAACUGUUCAGCUACUAUUAGAGCAAAACUCAACUGCGUCCAUUGGCAACUGGUUUCGGACCAUCCCCACUGCUGUUGAGCAAAUUUCCCUUCACCACAUGGUACUGAAAUUUCAAGCUACGGCUCCUAUAAUCAAUGCAGAUCAUUUUCUCCAAUUUGCGAAAACAGUUUUAAUGCCCGAAAUAUGCAAAAAAAUUUGUCAAAUAACUAAAACGCAGUCUGAAUGCCCAGAAUGGUUUGCUGCUCGAUUUGGCCGGAUAACAGCUUCAAAACUACACGAGGUUGCACACUGUCAUACAUAUGAUGGGACAACACUAGAGGCAGUACUUGGUACGCGCAAAUUCACCCCUAGUAAAGCCAUGCGACGAGGCAUUUAUUAG
Ceutorhynchus assimilis (cabbage seed weevil) is the source of this 912-nucleotide messenger RNA. NCBI's taxonomy places the organism in Eukaryota, Metazoa, Arthropoda, Insecta, Coleoptera, Curculionidae. The record is from the annotation of a GenBank genome assembly.